Messenger RNA from Durusdinium trenchii, 3823 nucleotides. NCBI's taxonomy places the organism in Eukaryota, Dinophyceae, Suessiales, Symbiodiniaceae. The record is from the annotation of a GenBank genome assembly.
AAGAAACGGUUUUCUGACAGACGGGAGAGCUGGCCAUGGUUUCCUUUAUUUUUGCGGCGCGGCGAUGAAGCUUGGGGAAAGGCGCCGGACGUGAAUGCUGGCGCCACACUUGGACCCAGAGAAGUUGGAAGCGCUUUCCAACGCUCUACCAGUGGCGCUGAAGCAAUGCCCACGUCCGCCCGAUCUACCAGACGCGGAGGGAAAGCUCUUGCCGCCCUCGCGGCAGCAGCAGCUGGCGGAUGAAGCCGUCCUGGCGGAUGCUCGAAAGGACAAAAAGCAGCUUGCCAAGCGAGAAGCAGUUUCCAAGAUCUUCUUUGCCGGUGGAAACCCCGAUGAGGCCAUCCCCUUGUGGCGGGUGACUGAGAACUGCCAAGAGCGCUUCUUCAAGUGUCAGAAGGACUUUAUCGAUGUGGCUCCCACUCUGAAGUUCGUGAUGCAACAUGCACGUCAAUUGCAUCCUCAGGCACAUGUGGCACACUGGGGAGCUGACACCAAGUUGUGGCACCAAGAGACGAAUCUUCUUGUGCAACAUUUGAAGGCUUUGAUCGACUUGGUCCGCGCGCUGCGCCCGGAAAAGCUUGGCCUCGAUGAUGACAUGGAUUCCGACAGUCUGGCUGACAGCGAUUCCGAAGAGGAUGAAGCAGCCGCACAGAUCAAGGCAAAAGAGAAGGAGGAGAAGGAAAAGGCAGAAGCAGAGGAAAUCUGGUUUCCUCCAAGCGAGCUAGAUAUCGACGAUUUCAAAGAAGCUCACCAACGGCUCCAGAAGUACGGCUUCCCGAUCGCCGAUCCGGACACCGUCUACGAGCAGAUUGCGAAGGUCGCCGGCAGCAAAGAAGGUUCCAAAGCCAAGCCUUCGAGCCCUAAAGGGGACAAGGCAGACAAGAGGAAAAGCAAGAUUCGCAAGGUGUUGCCCUUGGCCGUUUUGGCCAAUUGGUGUGCGCACAAGGGUCACCCUCGACCGAAGGAAGAGGAAGAGGAGAAGGUGGAGGAGAAGCCUAGAACCUUGUGGGAUGAGGCAUUGGCUGUGAGGGGACAUCCGGACCAUUUGUGGGCGGCCAACAAUGAGAACGCCUUGGUGGAAUGCAUGUCGGCGGAUGAGCCAGACGUAGAGCUUGUGAAGCAGCUCUUGAGCAAGCCGAAAGUGAGCGUGGAAGCGAAAGAGCCCACCUUCGGCUUCACGCCCAUCCACUUUGCCGCCAGGUUGGGCAGUAUCCCACUGGCCGCGCUGAUCUUGGAUCGAAAUCCCGAAUUCGUGCCGGACAAGAUGGGAAACACCCCACUUCACCUGGCGGCGAAAGGCGGCUUUAAUGAGUUUGCCAAGCUGUUGCUCCCUCGCAAGGCGAGCCUCGAUGCGAAGAACAAGAAUGGCUGGACGCCGCUGACUUGGGCCUGCUCAGGGGGUCAUGCAGCGGUGGCAACCACCUUGAUCGCGGCCAAAGCCACCGUGGGCGUGCAAGACGUGGAUGGGCGAACCGAGGCCAUGUGGGCCGCGAAGCACGGUCAUUCAGAAGCGCUGGCUGUCUUGUUGGACAAAGGCUUCGAUUUGAACAUCUCCGACAAGUUCGGCCUGGCCGUCGCAGACCAUGCGCAAGACCACCUGCACCUUCGCUUGGCGCUACUUGAGGCGGAGCAGCGGAACCAAGCGCUGCUGAAGGCCGCGCAGCGUGGCAGCAAAGAUGGAGUCUUGCAGGCCCUGGAAGAAGGAGCCUAUGUGGAUGCCAGAGACGACCAGGGUUGGACUGCCUUGGUUUGGUCAAUGAUGGGCUGCUGUGUAGAUCUCGGUGGUCGCCGUAUCAUUAAAAAAGCCGAUCCCGUCGUCUUGAACGAGUGCUCCGAGGUGCUGGACCACCUGCACCUCCAGGGUGACCAAGUCCGACGGGCCUUGGAAGCGGCGCUGGCUGGAGGACUAGGAGCUGGUGAAAGGCUGUUGGCUGCAGCACGGAUCAACAACUUUCAGGUGGUCAAGGCGGAGCUGGAUGUUGGAGCUCAAGUCAAUAGCCAGACCACUGAGCAGCUCUUUACAAGCUUGAUCUUUGCGGCAGCUCAUUGCAACUACCAGGGAGCCGUGAUGCUCAUCGGUCGCAAAGCCAACGUGCACCUCACCGACCUCACAGGUUGGUCUGCCUUGCACUACGCCGUCCAGUCAGGCAGCUUGGAGAUGGUCUCCAUGCUUUCCGCGGCCAAAGCCAACUUGGCUCAGCCAACCUUCGACGGCACCACCACCAUGCACCUCGCGGCUCGGUCUGGGCUCGGUUCCAUGGUGCAGCUUCUCUAUGCUGGCAAGGUGGAGCUGAACACCAACAACUCCAAGAGCUCUUGUCCAGUCCAAGAAGCGGCGAGGUGGGGAUGUGCCGAGUCACUGCAGGUCCUUUUGGCCUAUCGUGCCAAUCCGCGAGUGAAAGACAGCAAGGGUCGCUCCUUGCUAGCCAUCUCGGUGGCGGCGGGCCGGAACGAGGCGGCGAGCGCACUGCUGCGGCCCUUGCCGAAUCCUGCGCCGCUGGUGCCGCCUGAGAACGAGCGAGCCAUCGUCACCGCAAAGGGGAAUGCAACACACGACAGCAAAGAGCUGCUGGCGAAAGGCAUUUUGCUGCGAAGAAGGUAUUUGCAAGCAAUGGCAGAGCGGGCUCAACGAGCCAGGAAGAAGGAAGAAGAGGCCCUGAAGGCUGAGAGGGAAGCUGCCGAGAAGGCUGCUCUUCAAGCAGAGCUCGAGCGCGCCGUUCGCGAGGAUGAGAAGCGCAAGGCUCAGAGGAAGGGUAAAGGCAAGCCCAGCGACCUCCCGGGCCCUCCGGUCCCUCCGGGCCCGGUGACGGACCGUGCCGAGACGGCCCCGCGCGAGAGCUCCAAAGCCGCCAGCAAGUCUUCGGAGGUGUGGAAAAAGGUGUAGGUCUGGCGUGCUGUGCAAGAUGCUCAAGGCCACUUGCAGGUGGCCAUCGCCGGAGGUCCCGAACGCUUCACGGCUGCUGAUGCCAAAGGCCGGCUGCCGGUGCAUGUGGCUGCGCUCUCCCGGCGCUUAGAUACCAUGAGCCUUUUGUUGGACUUGGAGGCCGAUGUGAACGCCUGUGACUCGGAGGGCAACACGCCACUGCAGCUCGUGGCCCGAACGGAUGAUCGCUGGAUGGUGGAAGUGCUUCUGACCUAUGGCGCAGAUCCAGAGCUCACCAACUCCAAGGGAGAGACAUGCUUCGCCUUUGCCAGUCAAGUGAUGAAAGAUUACAUCAACAAAUGGGUGCAGCAGAAGAGAUUUCGUGGACUGGUAGAGUUCCCCUUACCUCCCAGUCCUUUGCAUGCACUCUAUCGUGUCAGGGUGGAUUGUAUACCCAUGCUAAUGUACCAGGAGGAACUUGAAGAACAGGUUCUAAGCUUCUUUGCCAAGUUGGAGUUUGAAAAGCCCCUUCGCGUGAUUGUGCCGCGGAACCCCAUCCACGGCUGGCCUUUGGGCUUUUGUUACGCUGACUAUGCUGAGAAGCAGCACGCCCUCGACAUUUGCAAAGCGGCGAAGGUUGAGGGCAUUUUCAUGCAGCGCCGCCGGCUGAAUUUGACCAAUCAAGGCGCGCACUACCAGUACAAAGAGAACAAUGAGAAUCAGCUUGAUCAGACCCAGGCUAAUAAGGCCUAGGCCCGUAGGACAUGAACCAAAAAAGACGCUGAGGAGAUCCUUCUGCAAAGCCACGGGUGCAGUGUUAAAAGUUGAUAUCGCAAAUCAGAUGGCAAUUUUGAUGCAAUAAAUUGCACCAUCAAAAAAGGUAGUAUGUACCCUAUCAAUAACUGCUGUUUUGCUAGAAGUGCCACCAAUCACGAAGGCUCAGCAGAAAGAGAGAGGGAC